ACUCGGGGACCGGGAACCGUGGCUGUGGCUCCUGGAGGGGACCAGCACAUGGAGUAUGUGAGGGGGGGCACCCUAGAGGGGAACGGACGCCGGGAGAGGUCGCCGCCGGGUGCCGCCUGGGAGCUGGCGCUCCAGUCGACUCAGCGCCGGGCAGGAGAGCCCAUUACGUGACUCUGUCCUGCCAGCCCAGCUCCCAGCCCUCGUACUGAGCGAAGCUGGACGGUGAGAGCGGCUGCCGGUCUGCUGUUGAACUUUGUCUCCUCUGGAACGUGGAUCUUGGAGCCCUCCAGGCAGCUGCUUGCACUGAAAAAUGCUGGAGGCUGGGUGCGGCCCCAGGCCCAGGAACCUGUUCUUCCUGUUUCCUGCCUCAGUCCCAGCAGCUGGUCCAGGCCUGAGCAUUUAUGAGUGAAGAACUGGAGCAGACGUUGAGCAUCCUCACUGCACGGAGAGCAGGAGCUGAUCGGGUCCAGGGCAAUGGCAACAGACCUGGACCCCUGGAACAGCACCAUUAAUGGUACCUGGGAGGGAGAUGAACUGGGCUACAAGUGCCGCUUCAACGAGGACUUCAAGUACGUGCUGCUGCCGGUGUCGUACGGCGUGGUGUGCGUGCUUGGGUUGUGCCUGAACGUCGUGGCUCUGUACAUCUUCCUGUGCCGCCUCAAGACCUGGAACGCCUCCACCACCUACAUGUUUCACCUGGCGGUUUCUGACUCUCUCUACGCAGCCUCCUUGCCACUGCUGGUUUAUUACUACGCCCGGGGUGACCACUGGCCAUUCAGCACCGUGCUCUGCAAGCUGGUGCGAUUCCUCUUCUACACCAACCUCUACUGCAGCAUCCUCUUCCUCACCUGCAUCAGUGUGCACCGGUGCCUGGGUGUCUUGCGUCCUCUGCACUCCCUGCGCUGGGGCCGGGCCCGCUAUGCGCGCCGAGUGGCUGCGGUGGUGUGGGUGCUGGUGCUGGCCUGCCAGGCACCCGUGCUGUACUUCGUCACCACCAGUGUGCGGGGCACCCGCAUCACCUGUCACGACACCUCAGCUCGAGAGCUCUUCAGUCAUUUUGUGGCCUACAGCUCAGUCAUGCUGAGUCUGCUCUUUGCGGUGCCCUUUGCAGUCAUCCUGGUGUGUUACGUGCUCAUGGCCCGGAGGCUGCUCAAACCCGCUUACGGGACCACGGGAGGCCUGCCUCGGGCCAAGCGCAAGUCUGUACGAACCAUCGCCCUGGUGCUGGCCGUCUUUACCCUCUGCUUCCUGCCCUUCCACGUCACCCGCACCCUCUACUACUCCUUUCGAUCUCUUGACCUCAGUUGCCACACCCUCAACGCCAUCAACAUGGCGUACAAGAUCACCAGGCCACUGGCCAGCGCCAACAGUUGUCUUGAUCCUGUGCUCUACUUCCUGGCAGGGCAGAGACUCGUCCGGUUUGCCCGAGACGCCAAGCCACCCACAGAGCCCAGCCCCAGGCCCCAGGCUCAUCGCAGGCUGGGCCUGCACAGGUCUCACAGGACUGACACUGUGAGGAAAGAUGUGUCGGUCAGCAGUGAUGACUCCAGACGGACAGAGUCCACACCAGCUGGGAACGACACUAAGGACAUUCGACUAUAGGUCAGAGCCCCUCAGGCAUGUGCUAGUUCAUGUGGGGAAGCUGUAGGGGACCAAGGCCUGUUCAAAUGGGCCGAUGUCCUCAGAUGGGGAUCAUCAACAAUUCUCUCCCUGUGGUCCCAAAGUCCCCAGUCAUUUGUAAGUGAGCUGGGAAAUCCUAGUUUAAGAAAGGCAGUAGUACCUGACUCCCAUGCAGGCAGCUGCAGUUUCUGCCAAGGUUGGGGUUCGGUUCAGGCAGGCUGAGGUUCAGCCUCCUAAGUCCAAGGGAGAAUGGAGCCCCGAGAAGAGCAGCAGAGUCUGGACCAGGAGUGGGAUCACAGGCGACUAGAGGACCCUGUGGGUAAGCAGGGCUGAGUUCCCACAGUGGCCUGGGAUGGAACUGGGCCUUACAGUGGACUCGGCUCAGAGGAAGACCCUCAGGCCAAAAGACAAACAUCUGAGAACUGAUGUCAGAUCCAUCUGGAGGCUCCCCUGGGCUGGAAGUCAGGUGGAAACCGUAAUUUAUAUCAAAGGCUGUGCCGCUGCAGGCCAGAGCACAGGGCCUGACCUACACAGAGGCCUGUUAUCUCUGCCAGCCACUUGCCUUCCGACCACUGCCUCCCAGGAGUCUCGUGUCAGGGGUCCCUCUUCAGACCCCCAGGUCAACCCUGCUUUUAAGUCACUUGUCUUCCAUAUUGCAUUAUUCCAAGCAUGGAGAAGAGUCAAGUAGGGUUCUAGUUCUUGGGGUUCCCCAGUUCACACAACUUCACAUGUGUUGGUGAGUGUCAAACCAUUUAACUGAACUGGGAGGGGGCACCGUUACAGCAAAAGGGACUGCCACUUGUUGUGGGACAAAUAACCCCACAAAUUUCUAUUUCAAGUUACCAAUACAAUGGCAGCCUCUUUGCAAAAUUCCUGAAAGUUAACGACUGGUUCUUUUUCGUGGGGAGGCACUGUUGCUGGUCAGACAGGAUCUCAGGUAACCAAAUGUGGCCUGGGAUUUGCCAUGUAGUUGAAGCUGACCUCAAAUUCCUUACCUUCUUGUCUCCAUCUCCAACAACUGGUGCAGGACACCACACUGUGUAACUGGGACUGUGUGACCCCUGGUCAGGGAGGGUUCCCUAGAAGUCAAGAAAGUGGAUGGGGAUAGCUCUGAGCUUGAGGCAGGAAUAGGCACAUGUGACAGCCCUCACUCGACCUCAAGGACAAGGAGGUCCCUGUGAGGACUGCCUCCCCUUGCCACCUUGUCUACCUCCUACAACUCUAUUCUCUCCUCCCUGACAUUAAAGGUGAGGCAUCCCCA
Messenger RNA from Mesocricetus auratus (golden hamster), 2881 nucleotides. RefSeq names its product purinergic receptor P2Y2 (gene P2ry2). The transcript has 3 exons. The coding region runs from base 475 to 1602 and encodes 375 amino acids. Lineage: Eukaryota; Metazoa; Chordata; Mammalia; Rodentia; Cricetidae. Gene Ontology annotation, molecular function: G protein-coupled purinergic nucleotide receptor activity; G protein-coupled UTP receptor activity; A1 adenosine receptor binding. Gene Ontology annotation, cellular component: plasma membrane. Gene Ontology annotation, biological process: phospholipase C-activating G protein-coupled receptor signaling pathway; positive regulation of mucus secretion; blood vessel diameter maintenance. The record is from RefSeq and is a predicted model, not a curated record.